ACCUCCUACGAAACCAUUAGCAUCGUAGCAAACCAUGCUCUAUGCUUCUGGAUAACUACUCUGCCAUGCAAACGACGACGACGUCGCCGUACGAAGGAGCUGCGAGCAAUCGAGCGUCGACGAGGUGAUUACCAAAAUGUCAAACUAUCGGGAUUUUUUGCAUACUGCAUUCUGAAGUGUCGUCGGUGAAGUGUCCUGCGUCCGCGAGUUGGGGUGCCAUGAUUGUGCGGUGUGUAAAAAUCCUUCUGGCCGUGGUGCUGAGUUUGACUUUUACCAUUUCCCUGGCCAAGCUGGUGCUGUGCGUGUGGAGUGAGUGGUUCAUAGAAAAUUCGGCCGAUUACGAGAUCCUGCACGGGUAUCCGCCGCUUCGUCGGGGCGGUAGCCGCUCCAGCAGCCUCGUCGACGAAUGGCUGGAGCAGAGUCAAUUAGGCAAAUACAGACAGCUCUUCCGUGACAGAGGAAUUUCGUCCCUGUCCAGUUGCGGUGACCCAGAUCGUCUUCCGGAACUGCCACCCGGUGACGAACAGCGCCUUCAAAGGGCUGCCCUCAACCUGCAGCAGAAGCUAAUUCUGCGAGAAUGGCUCAAGGAGCACCGGCUGCAGCAUUAUUACUCCAGAUUGGUCGCCAUCGAGGUCACAUCGCUCGAGGACGUCUACUGGCUCGAGGAUUCACGAGCCAGCCAAAUAUUGGGCAAAGAUUGGCAAAUCUGGUCCCAGGCGCGGCAAAAACUCCCGACGUCCAAAUCCAAUCUGGAGGCGCUGAAAGCCGAUCUCUGGUCAACUGUGGUCAAAUCCAGCCAACAUCAGGACGCAUGGACAUGGGGUGGAAUGUUGGUGGUCUCCGUGUCGGUUGCUGGCCUGGUAACCCUGGCGGCCAUGACGCAACCCUCGUUGGCACCGGAAGCCCGACAUUCCUUGCUACAGUACGUAACCGGGAAGUAUUUGCUACCGGCCAACUGCAAAGUCCACUGGGACUGGCAAGACCCAGCCAUCGUCGGUGGGACAAUGUGCUUUACGGUGCGAUUCCACCAACGGAAUGGUCAAGCCUACCCUAUCUGUGAUACAGACCAGUUCUUCGUGGAAGUAACCGAAGGGACCCGCAAGAUCAUCACCAUCAGCGAACUUGGAUCGCCGACCGAUCCAAACAAUGCCAACAUUGCCAAGGUAAAGUUCACCGUCCGAACAGCCGGGCAGUACAAAAUCUCGGUACUAAUCGGAUCGAGUCACAUCGCCGGCAGUCCGUUCCUGAAAACCUUCAUUCCUGGUCCAAUGGACGCGAGACGAUCACGACUGAUCAGACCGGCCAGUACCGUAGUCUGCUGCGCCGGGGCACCAACAUUCCUGCACAUCGAGCCACGUGAUGAGCACGGCAACACAUGCCAGUUUACGCCCGAAUGCGAUCCUAUCAAAGGCUACAAAAUUGAUAUAUUCGAUCUUAAUGGUAAGCAUAACGAUAAGUACUGCAACGCAAUCACACUUUCCUACGAUAAGGUCAACUCAAGAAUCAGCCUCACUGCGUUAUUCCCGGAGCCCGUAUGUCUACGGGCGAUUAUCAGCUACGAAACUCUCCCAAUUCCGAACGGAGAAUUUGAUAUCAUCGUUCUUAGCAGUAGUGACACAACGCUGGUGCAUAAAAAUAUUGCUUCUAGGAAGCACAACAUUUGCUACGAGGCUAAACUGUUUGGCAUUUUUGGUCAACAACGAUGGAGCAAGCCAAGGAAGGUGCUCUGCUACGUUGGACCGAAGCAGGUCACCAUCAAGGAGAUGAUCCUCAAAAUCAUUCCCAAACGGAUCGCUACUUUCCGGUUGUGUCCUUCGACAAAGUUCCACUUCCUACCGCCGUCCAACCUACAGGUGAACAACAAUCAUGGAGCAAUUUUCAUCAUCGACGACGGUUGUCAGCCAAAAAUUGAACUGGCCUCCAAAGAGCGGAACGUGAUCGCGGCCACCUUUACGCACUUUCUGCUCAAGAACAUCGGUGGCUCGGAGACCUUCAAGGACAAGCAAGAUUUUUUCUACCAUGAAGUGAGACUCGUCCGUAAGUUUCAUUCCAAUUACUAUCACGAGAAAAUUUCGGUUAAGGUGCAACGGGACAAAAUCCUCGAAUCCAGCAUGAAAGCAACGAAGAAUUUCUCCGUAUCGGACUGGUGUGGAAACUUUGAAGUUACGUUCCAGGGCGAACAAGGCAUUGAUUGGGGUGGGCUUCGACGAGAAUGGUUCGAGCUCAUCUGCAGUGCCCUGUUUGAUCCUCGCGGUGGACUGUUCUGUACAUUCCAUGACAAAAGACAAGCGCUCGUUCACCCGAAUCCUAAUCGGCCACCACAUCUCAAAUUGAAACAUUUCGAGUUUGCCGGAAAGGUGGUCGGCAAGUGUCUGUAUGAGAGUGCUCUCGGGGGAACAUAUCGGCAACUAGUUCGAGCGAGAUUUUCCCGUUCGUUCCUUGCUCAGUUGAUUGGCCUGCGGGUGCACUACAAAUAUUUCGAACAAGACGAUCCCGAUUUGUACUUGUCCAAGAUAAAGUACAUCCUGGAUACGGAUUUGGAUACCAGUGAGAAUCUCGAACUAUACUUUGUCGAGGAGAUAUACGACACGAGUGGUCAGUUGGUGAAAACCGUUGAACUCAUUCCGAAUGGGGCCAAAACAAGGGUCACGAAUGCGACCAAAAACCAAUAUCUGGAUGCCUUGGCACAGCAACGACUGUGCAACAACGUGCGCGAGGAGAUUGACAGCUUCCUGAAGGGUUUGAAUGGAGUGAUACCAGAUAACUUGUUGAGCAUAUUUGAUGAAAAUGAAUUGGAGCUAUUGUUAUGUGGAACCGGUGAAUACUCAAUUGCUGAUUUCCGAGCGAAUCACAUAGUGAACGGUGGAUCGCCAGAGUUCCGUAGAGUACUUGGGUGGUUUUGGGCAGCAGUAGGCAACUUUUCGCAAACGGAAAUGGCACGAUUGUUGCAGUUCACGACCGGGUGCUCACAGUUGCCUCCGGGAGGUUUUCAGGAACUCAAUCCUCGAUUCCAGAUUACUGCAGCUCCAACGUUUGGAAAUUUGCCAACUGCUCACACAUGUUUCAACCAACUCUGCCUACCGGACUACGAGAGCUACGAACAGUUUGAGCGAGCUCUGAUGUUUGCCAUCAGCGAGGGCACCGAAGGCUUCGGAAUGGUUUAGGUCGCGGGGGAUGCCGAAAAGGACGCCCCGUCUUGAGUGAGCCAGAAAUCUCAACAAGAACACACAAACAGCACAAAACAAACAACCUUAAUCUAUGUAUUAGAGUAGUUCUCUAGCUGACCAAGAAAUGAAUAAGUCAAUUCUAUGAAUUUUACCACUUUUUUCGGGAAAAGCAAAUUCUUAAACAUUUGAUGAGAAUCUUAAUAAUAAUCUUAGUGAGAAUGAGUGAAUGCAAUGUAAAUCGUAAAAUCAGUUUACCUUUCCAGAUACCAACAACAAAACGUUCCGAAUCCCGUAGCCAGUUAUAUAGCUUUGCAGUUCAUAAUGAAAUUUAGAAUAGCAUAACUAGGAAAUCCCGCUUUCAUUUUUACCUAGGCAAAGACUCUCUUCAGCUCAUUACAUAAUCGUUAGGAUGAGUGUGGCAGAUUUCUCUUUACAAGUGCCAAAAUAUCCGAAGCGGAAGCAAAUGUAGGCAGACUUAGUUCUUUGGAAAUAAAUUUCUAGCGUUUGUGCCAAAUCAGUUGGAACCGAAGCUAAUCUAAAUGAGAGUCGCCUCGAUAUUUUAGCCUAUCCCAUUAUCUCUACUUUCAAUUGAAGAACCUAGAAAUAGUUUUGAAGCAUUCGAGCAUUUGGAACGGUUAUUAGUACGACGAAGACACAAACCAUAUUGAGCGAUCUCAUUCAAAUUUGGACAACGCGCCUUAAAACAUAUAGGAAUUUACAAAUUCGAGAACAUUUGAUAUCAUGUGAAAUUAAGUCACGUUCAAAGAAUAUACAUAUAAGCGGGCAAACCAAGAAAAGAAAAUAUGUGAUUAGUAGAUGAAUAAGCGUUCAAUUCCUCUCUCACAUCAUGCAAAUCAAUCACACUCGAAACGUAUCAGAACCAGUUUUUAUUGUUUGACAUUCCAUAAUAAAAAAAAUGUUCUAUUUGCAUAUUAGUAAUUAGAAGAAUCCGAACAAAUAUAUUAUUCAGGUUCUGUGAUACUUCAGAAUAAAAACCAAAUGUUUAGCUCUUAAUGCAAUACGUGGCCGUAUCGUUCGCAAGAAGACCAAAAAACCGGGCUUCAAGCCACCCAAACCGAAUAAUAAUUAGAAAUACAACUCAACCAAAUCGUAUUUCCGAUAAUUACUUUAGACCGAUUAGGAAGCUUUAAUGAAAAAAAACUCCAACCUUGUAUUUUCCAAUAUUAGGAGAAAAUUAUUGUUUAGUUUAAGCAAUAUAACUUUUUCCGAUGAACAGUCGACGACAUUUAUCCAAUAGGCAUCCCAGUAAUAAUAAUUCCUCAUUAAGUAGACCAAAGUUCAAGUCGA
Armigeres subalbatus is the source of this 4475-nucleotide messenger RNA. RefSeq names its product apoptosis-resistant E3 ubiquitin protein ligase 1. The transcript is spliced from 9 exons. Gene Ontology annotation, molecular function: ubiquitin protein ligase activity. Lineage: Eukaryota; Metazoa; Arthropoda; Insecta; Diptera; Culicidae. Gene Ontology annotation, cellular component: cytoplasm. The record is from RefSeq and is a predicted model, not a curated record. Gene Ontology annotation, biological process: negative regulation of apoptotic process; protein polyubiquitination. Bases 219 to 3164 code for a protein of 981 amino acids.